CGGCGGCGCCACGGGCGGCCCAUGGCGGAGGAGUAGCAGCAGCGCCGCGCCGCGCCGCGCCGCGCCGGCGGCGGGUCUUUGAAGCACAACUGACAGCUCGGUUACCAGCGGACGGGUUACUAAAGUUGCUGUGCUCAAGUGGGCAUGUCCAGCUGAAGGUGUGGGCCCUCUUUGCCAGCUGUGGGGCAGCACUGUUGGCUUUCCCAUCAUGUGACCUGGCACACCUGCACAGCGGAUCGCUUCAUUUUCCGAAGAAUGAGCACAUGUCGAUGGUGUACGCCUAGUGGGUCUGAUACCACUGAAUUCCUGAAGAACUAUGCUUCUAAAUGGUUGUCCCAGGAAGAUCUUGAAGGAUCCAAUGAUGAUCUCUGUUACUGCCUGGAGUGCGUGGUUGAAUACCACAGAGCAAGAGAGAAAUUGCCAAGCUUGCAUGAGGUCCUGUGGGAGUUGGAAACUUCCCGUCUCAUUGCCCACAUUGAGAAAUCCGUGAAAGAAGAAGUUGGAGAGGAUGAUGAGUUGUUUAUAGUGGACGAGAAUGGGGAGACACAGCUGUCUGGUUACAUAGGCCCAGAUUUUGAGAAUAACUUGCGAGUGCCUCUUCUAGAAAUACUGAAAUAUCCGUAUCUGCUGCUGCAUGAGAAAGUCAGUGAGCUUUGUGUAGAAGUGCUCUGUAGAAUGGAACAAGGUCACAACUCGUUUCAGGUCUUUGAGAAAUAUCCUGGAAUUUAUCUCUUCCUGGUACACCCCAAUGAAGUGAUUCGUCGAUGGGCCAUCCUAACAGCAAGGAAUUUAGGGAAGGUUGACAGAGAUGAUUACUAUGACUUACAGGAAGUGCUGACAUGCUUGUUUAAAGUUAUUGAGUUGGGGCUUUUUGACAGUCCAGAUAUUUAUAGCUCUUCAAUGAUUGAAAAGGGUAGACUCAUCCUUCUGCCAUCUCAUUUAUAUGAUACUACCAACUACAAGAACUAUUGGCUAGGUAUUUGUAUGUUGCUGACAGUGCUGGAAGAACAAGCUAUGGAUUCCUUGUUGCUGGGUCCAGACAAACAGAAUGAUUUCAUGCAGUCUAUACUUUACACCAUGGAGAAGGAAACAGAUGAUGAUUCUACUGACCCCUUCUGGCCAGCGCUGCAUUGUUUCAUGGUUAUUUUGGAUCAACUCGGAUCUAAAGUAUGGGGUCAGCUUAUUGAUCCUGUCCAAGCCUUUCAAACCAUUAUCAACAGUGUGAGCUACAACAAUGAAAUAAAAAAUAUACGCAAUAGCUUUAAGAGGACCAAAUCCGAACCAGAGUCAGACUGUGAUGAUGAAAUGGUUACUUGCAGUCAGAUUGUGUAUAAUUACAAUACAGAAAAGCCUCAAAAGGAUACUGGGUGGAAAACAGCCAUUUGUCCAGACUAUUGCCCCAACAUGUAUGAAGAUAUGCAAACGCUGGCUAACGUGCUUCAGUCUGAUAUUGGCAGAGAUAUGCGUGUCCAUCAUAGCACAUUUCUGUGGUUCAUCCCUUUUGUUCAGUCACUUAUGGACCUCAAGGACUUGGGUGUGGCAUAUAUAGUUGAGGUUAUUCACUACCUCUGCUCAGAAAUCAGGGGUAUUCUUAAUGCAAAAAUCCAGCAGUGUGACAAAGUUUCUGAAUUUUUUGUCCUGAUCUUAGUGUCGAUUGUUGAACUCCAUAGAAAUAAAAAAUGCCUGCAUUUGCUAUGGGUUAGCUCACAAGAAUGGGUGGAAGCAGUGGUGAGGUGCGCUAAGCUGCCAGCCAUAGCAUUUACGCGGUGCACUGAAAAAGCUUCUGCAAGCUAUCAGAGAUCAGCAUCAGCAUUGUCUUCGCAGGCUUCUAACUCUGUGCAACAUGCCUGUGUGCAGUUGAUACGUAGCCUUCUUAAAGAAGGUUAUCAAAUUGGGCAGCAUGCUCUCUGCAAGCAAUACCUAGACAAACUCAAUCUCCUUCUGCGUGGAAAUUUGUCCUUAGGCUGGCAGCUGAGCAUCCAGGAAACCCAGGAAUUACAAAUGUGUUUAAAGCAGGUUAUAAGAAGUAUAAAGGGCAGAGCAAUGAAUACUUCUGUGCCCACAGAAAACAAUGCAAACUCUACAACUUUGUCUACCCUUUCUAUAAAACAAGAGAAGAGGAUGCUCAGUGAUGAAUGUAAAAUGACUGUACAUGGCAGAGAUGACCUUUGCUUGCCGCUGCCUUUUAUAUCAAAGGGAGUCAGAGAUGGAGGUUGUCAGGAGAACCUUUUCUCGGGAAGAAAUGAUGCCUGGGAAGAAGAAUGCAGAGAUGCUUAUAAAACUUCAAGAUCUUUCACUGAAAGGCAUCUUGUGGAUGUGUAUGUUAAAAAGGAACCUGAUGAUAAGGCAGCUCAGGAAUAUGAAUGCCUGCAGAACUCCUUGACAACAAAAAUAUUUGGGGAAGUUGAGAAAAAUAGAGACAAUCAUCUUGUGUCAGGGACCUCCGAUAAGGAUAACUGGUUCUUUAAUCCAAAUUUUCAGUGCUCUGAUUUUAAAAGAAGUGAAGAAUUGGAAAAUAAAUGUGUAACAGAGCCCAUAACACCAAAGCAUCUGGUUACUCAGACUUGCAUUGGUUCUCCAGAACAUGUUCAUAGCUCAGAUGGGAGGGAAAGCAACAUAUCUCCUAAUUCCUCAUCAAAAUUUAAAAUAGAUGCAGAUAGACUCACGAAUCUGAAACAGAAGGUGCAGAAAACUGACUGGACCUCAAAACUAUCGCAGCUGGUGAAGCCACCCAACUUGCAAAACAGUUGUAUGGCAGCAAGUGCUUCAAAAGCCGAAGCAGACCAACCUCAGCUCUGCACUGACAGCACAUGUACAAGCAAAGAUUGCUAUGGACACCAAGGAGUGAAUACUGCGUGUGGAAAUGAAAUCUCUGUUAAUUCUCAGACUUCAAGGAGCUUUGAAAGCAAGCAGGAGAAAAGCAUGAAUAAUACUUUUCAGUACAGAUCAGUCUCCAUUAAACAGGAGUUAAAAGAGACACUACAAGAUUGCUCUCACUCCUCUAAAAAUGAACCUGAUUUGCAAAAAUAUGAAGAUGACUGUUUUUCACUUUCAGGGGUUAGCAACAAUUUGAUGAAAAAAGGACCCAGUGAAGAAAGAUCAAGAUCAUUGUUGAAGUCUGUGUUUAGGAAAGACCUUAACAUGCAAACUUCAGACCAGGAACAACCUAAUUUAGACAACUUAAUUGAAGAUGACCGUAAAGGUCAAGUUUUGAGAACGUUGUGUAUAGACAAAACUUCAGCAAAUGGUCAUGUUCCAUCUAGCCCUGAAGAUAAGGGGGAUGUAUCCAACACUGCUCUUUGGAACAGUCCACUCUCAGUGAAGUGUGAAUCAAGUGACAGGUUGUUAGAAUUUUCCAAGUAUUUUAAGAAAAAAGACAAUUCAGUGGAAAAAAGUGGUGAGGAUUUUGUGAAGGUGGUUUCUGGAGAUAGCAAUUUAACAGACUUUGAGGUUGAUAGAGACCUCAGUAGGUUAUCUUUAGCUGCAUAUGCCAAAAGUGUCAAUUUUUCCGUUGAUUCAAGCCAAGAAAGCUCAGUAUAUCAUAAUAUAUGUGACAUUAAAAGGAAGGUGAAAGGUGCUGUAAGAUCAUCUAAUAAUGUGCAGAGUAACGAGUGCCCUGACAAUCAAGUCAUUAUCAUUUCAGACUCCUCUGAUGAAGAAAAAAGUGUGCUUCUUAAAGAGCAAACAAAAAACCCAAAUGAAGAUGAGUGUCCAGAAAAAGAGCCUUUAACAUCCAGCUGCGUUUCUAAUAGUGAAAUCAAAAAAGAAUUGAAGAUGCCUAGCUCUCCCUUGUCUCAUGAAGAAUGUGGGUCUCAGUACUUUGAGUUUGAAACAGAAGAUGAGGUCUUCUCAGUUUGGCAAGAUACUCAGAUGUACAGUAUGGAAAAAACUCAAGAAUAUAAACAAGACCGUGUUUCAACAUCAAUUGGUAGCAGUGACUCAGAUAACAUGUUGAAGGAUUACACAAAUGAAUGGGGCUAUGAUACAGAUUAUGUAAGUGAUGAUACCAUUGAAAAAGAAGCAAAUGUGAUAGAAAAGCAGAUAGAUAAUCUCUCUCAUCAGAAGGAAGCUGGUAAUGCAGAAGAAGUAUCUAAUUCAACCUUACAAGAAUCUAUAGAUAAAGGAAACAAGGUUGAUCAGCUGGAGAAUUCUGCAGACAAAAGUGCUGUUGCUAAAGACUUCAUCCGCACCACAGAAUUGACUGAACCCAGAGCAUCUACAUCUAACAUGUCAUUAGCUGCGAAGUUGGCUAUUAAAAAAAAUAGUGUGAGCCCCCAGAAGAAUUCAGCAAAUUCUAAGGUGGUAAGAACUACUCAAGGAAGUCCUAAAAGAACUCUUCUUAAAACUUUACAAAGUAAAAAACUAUCUCAAAAUUCCUCAAAAAACUCUCAACCUGGGAGGUCAACACCUGCUGUGGUUCCUCCAAAGAAAGUUCGGCAGUGUCCUGCACCAACAUCAACUGCAGAAAAGCUUGGCCUGAAGAAGGCACCUCGGAAAGCAUUUGAAUUGUCUCAGCGUUCUUUAGACAGCCUUGCUCGAUUGCGUAGCUAUGGUAAAGCUGCUGGGAAAGUUGGAACUGCACAGAAACCGAAGACUAAAUUAAUUAAUCCUCAGACUUUGUCAGUAAAACAUAAUAAAAAAAUGCUAGUCUACCAAGAGUUUCAGAUUUUAAGGCAACAACGUGUCAGAGGAAGAAAUCUUGCAGGAAGUUCUGACAGUAGGAGGACAAAGGUUAGCAAAGUGGAUUCAAAAUGUGUGAAACAAAAGCCUAAAAGUUUUGGCUUGACAUCUGUUGAAGGAGUUGUUGAAAACCAAGGGGGAAGAAAAACGGAGCAGACCUCAGCCAGUGAGAGAAAACAAAUCAAAGAUGUAUCUAUGGAGAAGGAGGGUAUGCAAACCACACACCUCUCUGAAAUACCUGUUUUUUCAGACUCAAACAGAAAAAAGAAAGAAAAUAGUAUGAUGGUUCCUCCAGUACCUAUGGAUUCGGAUUUCUUUUCUCUUGUAGCUACUGAAGAUGAUAAAGAUAAACCUUCAGAAAGAGGUUGUAUUGUUCAGUCUAAGCUUGAGAAGACAACUUUGAAAGAAAAGGAGUGUAAAUCAAAUGAAAACAGUGAAGAUGACGAUGAUUUAUUUCUAACUCAGUUAGAUCCUGUGGAUAUGGAAUUAUGUUCGCAAGAAGAAAAUGAUGGAGAAAUUAUUAUACCUAGUAAACCAGUGGAAAUGGCAAUAGAUGCUGCUGAAAAUCUUCCGCAGGACAAACUUUUGAGUAUUGUGAAAUGUAAGUACAAAGACUGUGUGGCAAAAGUGGAAAAAAUAGGUGAGUACUGUAGUAAGCAUUCAACUACCAAUUCAGAAACGGAUCAUGUGUUUGCCAAGCCUUUGCUGCCGCCUUCUAAAACAAGAAAGCCUUCCACUACUAAAAUUUUCAGCUCAGUAAGUUCUUCACGGAAUGCAGCCUUCACUAAGGAUCUUGAAGAUGUUAGAAAACUACCACCAUCUUCAAAAAGCAAAAUAAACUCAAUGAAAGCUGUGGUGUUCAGACCACCAAGUGCAAAGGCUGUACCAGCAGGAAAUCAAAUAAGCAAGACCCCAAGUUUCAGUAAUGUGCCUCAGCCCUGCGUUUCCAGUAAUGUUCUACGACCGCAAAAUACACAGAUCAACAAUGCUUCGAAUAUUUCCAGAAGAUCUGUCAGAGAAGAAUAUUAUUCUUCCUUUCUUGGGGCUCAGCAGCAUGAUCAUAGUAUUUUUGUUAAAGAAGUCCUGAAGUGGACAUAUGAAAUGUUUGUAAACUGCAGCCAGUAUGGACCUCCGGAUAGUCUACUGCAAUCAGUUGUAGCCUCUGUUCCCAUCAAAUUUCAGGGAUACAAUGACUAUUUUAAUACGUUUUUCCCCUUGAUGAUGCUAAAUGCCUUUGAAACACUGGUGCAAGACUGGUUAGAAAGCCAGAGAACGAGAGAGAGGAGUUACUACUUCCACUUGCAAAACUUCUGUGCUGACUUGAAUAGAGCAGAUUUUAUAGCUCAUAUUCGAGAAAGUGAUUUGGCAAAGCAGCUUCAUCCAAAAGAGGAUGAUUUAAUCUUUUUGGUAAUUCAAGAGAGAAAAAACACCUUCAGCGAGGAAAAUGAGAUGGUGAAGCACGUGGGUCUUGUGACACGAUUUUCCCGUGCAUCUGGCAGUUCAGCUAGACAAAAUAAGCAGCACCCUGUCUGUCAUCUCUCUGUGCAAACGCGAGGCAAUUUGUCAUUCUUCAUAAAUAAGCAAGUGAAAUGCGUGGUGGUUGGCUCUCUAGUAACCACACAACGAACAUUCAAAGGUCUGCUGCUACUGAGCAGGAGUCCCCUGGCUAAACCCAUCAUAAACCCAAGUUACAAUGAUUUCUGUCCCAGAGAUUUGCACGUAACUUCAGAAAAUGCUGCUCAUAUGAAAGAAUACAAUGAAGAUCAAAAGAGAGCCAUCGAUACUGCUUAUGCCAUUGUAAAACAGCAUCCAGGACUUCCCAAGAUCUGCCUUAUACAUGGACCACCUGGAACAGGGAAAUCAAAAACUAUUGUUGGAUUUCUGUCUCGUGUUUUGAGAGAGAACACUAGGAAUGAGAAAAGAACUCAAAAACCAAAUUCCAAGAUCAAGUCAAACCGUUUUCUAGUCUGUGCACCAUCCAAUGCUGCUGUUGAUGAACUCAUGAAAAAGAUCAUCGUUGAAUUUAAGGAAAAAUGCCAAAACAGACAGGAUCCUUUGGGAAACUGUGGUGAUGUCAGAUUAGUGCGAUUGGGUGCAGAAAAAUCAAUCAGCAGUGAAGUACGUGGAUUUAGUCUGGAUAAGCAAGUUGAACAUAGAAUGAAUCGCAAACUCCCUAACCGUGACCAGGGUAUUCAGAAGAGAAAAGAAGCUCUAGAUCAAAAGCUGGACAUGCUGUCUCGUCAACGUGCCAUGCAUAGAUGUGAGAAGAAGGAGAUAAAUCAAAUGUUAGAUGAUGAAAUUGGCAGACUUUCAAAGGAGAGACAACAGCUUGCAUCUCAACUAAAGGAGGUUCAAGGGUGCUCCCAGAGAGUACAGGCAGAAAUCAUCUUGGAGUCUGACAUCAUUUGCUGCACACUGAGCACAAGCGGAGGGACUCUGCUGGAAUCCGCUUUUUGGCGGCAAGGACUUGAUCCAUUCAGCUGCGUUAUUGUGGAUGAGGCAGGACAGUCCUGUGAAGUUGAAACACUCAUUCCGCUGAUUCAUCGCUGUAAUAAACUUGUCCUUGUUGGAGAUCCCAGACAGCUCCCUCCUACUGUAAAAUCGCAGAAAGCUCAGGACUAUGGCUAUGAUCGGUCCUUGAUGGCGCGCCUGCACAGACACCUGGAAGCACAAGUGCAGCAGAAUGUUUUAAGAAGUCUGCCAGUUGUGCAGCUCACUGUGCAGUACAGGAUGCACCCUGACAUCUGCCUCUUCCCAUCCAAUUACAUUUAUGGCAGGAGUCUGAAGACUGACAGAGCAACAGAAGAGAGCAGAUGUUCUUCAGAAUGGCCGUUCCAGCCUUAUCUAAUUUUUGAUGUAGGAGAUGGUCAUGAGGAGAGAGACAAUGACUCUUUUAGUAAUCCUCAGGAAGUUAAACUCGUGAUGGAGUUAAUUAAAACAAUUAAAGAGAAAAGGAAGGAUCUUGGUCUUCGUCAUAUAGGAGUAAUUACUCCUUACAGCGCGCAGAAAAAAAGAAUUCAAGAAGCGCUAGACAGAGUGUUUAAGAGCAACAGCUUGGGGGAGGUGGACACAGUGGAUGCGUUCCAGGGGCGAGAGAAAGACUGCAUCAUAGUGACGUGUGUCCGGGCGAACAGCUCUAAAGGGUCGAUUGGGUUUCUGGCAAGUCUUCAACGACUGAAUGUUACAAUUACCCGGGCCAAAUUCAGCCUCUUCAUUCUCGGACGACUGAAAACGCUCAUGGAAAAUAAAGACUGGAAUGAGCUGAUUCAGGAUGCUCAGAGAAGAGGUGCCAUUAUUAAGACAUCAGACAAAAACUACAAGAAGGAUGCUGCUAAGAUUCUGAAGCUCAAGCCAACCCCCUACCAGCCCCCCACCAAACCAGGGACAAAGAAAGCUCCUCCAGUGCAGGCUUAUUCUUCUGGUAGCAGGCGGGAUGAGCUCUCAAAUCCACGGGAGGCCAGCAAUCCACCGGAACUCCCUGCUGCUGCCGUCCCUGCAGCGCCGCAAGGAAGCAAAGGGCUGCAGCAGCCACAGGGGCCUCAGGCUAUAGACUCCAGGAGAGCCACUGUUUCCACACCAGCGGAGGCUACAGCACAGCCUGCUGAUCAAGGGAAACCACGGGACCCAAGGCUGGCUAGUAGAACAGAGGCAAAAGGGAAGGAGCAGGUCUCAAAAGACAGCAGUCAGUCAGCCAAAGGCGAUCGGGGAACAACAUCACAACAAGGCCCGGAAGUAUCCUCAGCUGUCAGGGAUCAAAUUUCCAAAAAAGAAACUUCUAAGAGGCCCCAGCAAACAACGGGGCAAUCCGACCUGCCUUCCACAUCAUCUUAUGCAGCUCAGCAAGACAGUGACUGGAGAUCUUUAUCAAAAAACGGUUCAAUGGCCCAGAGUGGAGGAGGUCAAAGCAGUAGCAGUAAAUGGAGCAAAGACAAAGACUAUCGUUUUGGAACCAGGAGAGCAUCAGAUGAAGUACCAGAGAGCAAGGACUCAAACAGUGCUAAGCGAAGAAAGACCUUUCACUGACUGCAGUGUGUUUAGUAUUGGCCAAUUACUCGGAAUCCAGCCCCAGAUUUCUGUCUAGCAAGGACUUUAUUUUAAGAUGUUUUAUACACCUGGAUCUCCCUUAUUUUGAUACUUCUACAAUCAGUAGAUUGAUCUUUUUCCCAUCCUGUCACUAAUUGCAAAGAGAAUUUAUACCUGAUGGUUGAUAACUUUGAGCUUUUGAACAGAAAAGUUGAGUUAGCUGCAUUGCUUGGAAGGGCAGUGAAUUUUGUCAUCAGAUUGUAAAUGUUUAAUGAUGUAUAUUUGUACAGUACAAAAUUAUUUUAAGAUUUAAUUUGGCAGGUAUAUA
Rhea pennata is the source of this 9031-nucleotide messenger RNA. RefSeq names its product senataxin (gene SETX). Gene Ontology annotation, cellular component: nuclear body. Bases 256 to 8703 code for a protein of 2815 amino acids. The transcript is spliced from 26 exons. Gene Ontology annotation, molecular function: transcription termination site sequence-specific DNA binding; helicase activity. Lineage: Eukaryota; Metazoa; Chordata; Aves; Rheiformes; Rheidae. The record is from RefSeq and is a predicted model, not a curated record. Gene Ontology annotation, biological process: termination of RNA polymerase II transcription.